Molecule: messenger RNA, 1647 nt
Organism: Thyridium curvatum
Lineage: Eukaryota; Fungi; Ascomycota; Sordariomycetes; Thyridiales; Thyridiaceae
Exons: 2
Coding region: 1-1647 (548 amino acids)
Source: RefSeq, a predicted model, not a curated record
AUGGUCCAAGUAACUGGCUACGGCAAGGCCGUCAAUAUGACGGAAUACUUCAAUCAAUCGUCGGAGUCGGCAGAAAGUCUCCGGCAGACCAUUCGAGAUUCGAAACACUGGGUUCGGAUUAAGACGGCGGACUGUCUUAAGGAAUAUGGGUCCUGCAAUCCGAGAACGACCUACGGCGAUGUAAUCUUCGUUGUCAACACUCGAUCACCUGAGCUGGUCGGAUGGACCAGGGCCGAGACUUUUCCCCUCCUUUCUCAAAAUCUCUCUCGAACCCUGGAUCCGUUUGCUGCUCCCUCUGCACGCAACGCGUUGUGGUACUCGACCCAAUGUCACACCUACAGACGUCUCGAGCCCAGCCCGAAGGACAAUACAAGAGAUGAGUGUACAAACACAUGUGCACGUCUCUUCGGUUUCCCGGAGAUCGCACUCGAACUUCACGCAUCACCAGGUGACAAGACCAUGAUACAUUUCAAGAGGCUCGAGGAUAUUUCUCCAAGCGAAGCCAAAUUAGAGGAUGACCUAGGAUGGAAUCAUGCGUUUGAUACCUUCAAGGUUCAGUAUUGCUUAGCUGAUCCAGCGCCUGGCCGAUCUUGCAAAGUGCAAAUAAGCAAUCUCUUGCUCCUGAUCACUCUGAUCUGCAUCUGUGGGAAGGUGGUGAUUGGUGUUGUUGUGGCAUGGAAGCUGCCAUCCGAUUCCCUAGUGACACCAGGAGACGCUCUUGAGUCUUUCAUCACAUUGCCGGAUCCGAUUACCCGGGGUCUCGUCAUUUGCGAUAUGUUUGAUAUUCAGAGUCUGGAGUACAGUCUGAGAGAGCGCUGGUCGGGUUUGUCAAUCGAGGAUCAAAUGAGUCGGACAGCUUGGCCCCAGCGAUGGCAUACCAAGACACAACGUCUCAUAAGCGUUGUGAUGCCAUCUGCGUGGAUUCUAACCUAUGUGCCGAUAAUAAUAUCUCUUGGCUUCGCCGGUGUGGCUCUCUAUGUUGUGGCUACGAACGGCUCAGACUUUGUUCCACUGCUUGCAUUGAUCAUUCUGAUGCACUGGCUCGUAUCGAAUGCAAUUUAUGUGUUUGUCACGGAGGGAGGUCAGUGGUCGCACAGCUUACACCUUCUCCUGAGACAAGAUGUUGACUCCAUUUGUGUUCAAGAUUUCUACCAAACCGACGGUCCGAUCUUAGAAAUCGGGAAUGAUGUCACCUUUUCACCAGAUGCCGUGGCUGCCAUCCGGUACUCCGCAUCAGCAAUACUCAUUGGCUUUAUCCUGUCAGUCACUGCAUGUUUUAUCCCAGUCCUGCUUGGUUUGAAGAAGCGGACGGGCGAUAUGGUCGUAGGGGGCUCGAACUCGCUUGUGCUCUCUGCAGCAUGUCAUGUUUUUACGAACAAUACAGACGAAGCACGGUCGCAGACUUCAAACGGAGGCUCUCGACCAGAAAGCUGCGAAGAUGCUCCGAACAGAUCAAAUUCCGAAGAGUUAUCUGCUGGAGAUGCUCGGCAAGCUAUUGCCAGAAGCCGGUUGCGAUGGGGUGUGAUACCUUUGCCUUCAGGACUAGCCAGCCUACUGCAGGAAGAACAGAAUGGCGUGCGUCACUUGGGUUUCGGUACAGAAGAACAAAAUGUGUCGCCACCACAGGAGGGUGAGCUUUACAUCUGA